AUUAGAGUUCAGGAGGGGAGGCAGCAUUGUAUUAGAGUGCAGGAAAGAGUGGAGGACGGGAAAGAUCUGACAUGGGAAUUUGAGGCAUUUUUAGAUUAUAUUAUGUAGGGGUCUACAGUUAGGCAACUUGGGCUGUGUAAGAAGAUCCGGUGAAAGUGAAACUGUUGCAGGUGACACCCCUUCACUGCUGCUUGAGGAUAUAUACACAUUCUUCAUAACGAUGUAUUUCCUGUUCCUGAACAAUCUGCAGUGUGGACAGAGCUCCUAUUUCUAGAUGGCGGGUAAUGCAAACUUGAAGAACUCCGACCACAUUUAGUAAAAGGCUGCAAUAGAGCACAGUUACAACUAUUACUAGACGACUUACGUCAUAAUGGUGUGCUCAAUCCUGGAGAGGUGGAGUAUAUAAAUGAAAGCCAUUCUGAGCGUGCCAACCAAUGCCGAGAACUGUUUGAUAUGGUGAUAAAGAAAGGAGAUCCAAGCUGCAAUGUACUACUCCGAAUUCUUACAGAAAAGGAUCACGCUCUUAGUCAGAAUUUGGGGAUAACAGCCAAGCUGUCAUUACCAACACAGGAACAAAAUAAAAAUACCGCCCAACCCACCCAACCAGGCAUAGCAAGCUUACAACCAUCAGCACCUGUAGAACCCCCACUAGAAGGACAAGCCAGCCAACAAGAAUGCCAAGUAACCAAAUGCACAGAGACAGAAUUUAAAAAAAUAAUGAGUGAAGAUAAUAUAAUAUAUCCAAUACGUGAGAAGGGUAAACGCAAACGCCUGGCUCUCAUUAUUUGUAAUACAAAGUUUGAUGAUGGUCUUCAAGAGCGUGAAGGGGCAAAUGCUGACAUUGAGGGGAUGAAGCAACUAUUAAAAGAACUUGACUAUAAUGUACACUGCAAAAUGAAUCUGACAGCCGAGAAAAUGCGUACUGCAAUGAAGGAUUUUGCUUCUGAUCAUCAUCACGAGGAUUCUGACAGCACCUUCCUGGUUUUUAUGUCUCAUGGAGAAAGAGACAUCAUUUGUGGGACUGACUUUAAAAAAGAAAAAGUAGAAGGCCAGGAAAGAGUAACUGGCGGCCUCCAUGUUGAUUUUAUCUUCAAUACAUUCAAUAGUGUAAAUUGCUCAAGGUUACGGGAUAAGCCAAAAAUCAUCAUUAUCCAAGCUUGUCGUGGAAAUGAGGACGGUCGAGUAUGGGUCUGUGAUGGUGCUCAGCAACCCCCAAACAUUACAGAAGAAGACAGAAAACAGAUCACAGAAAACAUUAAAGAUGAAGACUUAGAAAAUGAUGCUAUGUAUAAGAGUCUGAAGGAGAAGGAUUUCAUUUGCUUCUAUUCGACAACACCAGAUACUCUUUCCUAUAGACAUAUAUCAAGUGGCUCCUUGUUUAUUCAAAGACUGAUUAAAGUCCUGAAAGAAGAUGCUCACAAUUCAUCUAUAGAGGAUAUGUUCCAGAAAGUUCAACGCUCAUUCGAGAAUGACCGGCAAAUGCCAACGAAGGACAGGACAAGCCUUGUAAAGAAAUUUUUCCUGUGCCCCGGGUAUUAAUUAAUCCCAGCACAAAUUUUUAUAUUUCUCAUAAAAAAUGUUUUUACCUUCAGUCUGCAUUUGUUUCUAAAUGUUGUUUCAUUGUCUGGUGAUUUCUUAUAAUUACUCAUCAUUUAUUUUUUUUUUUACGUCCCCAAUUGUAAAUUGCCUUAUCAGUUAAAGGGGUACUCUGACCCUAGACAUCUUAUCCCCUAUCCAAAGGAUAGGGGAUAAGAUGUCUGAUCGCGGGGGUCCCGCUGCUGGGGACCCCCACGAUCUCCCUGCUGCACCCAGCAUUCGUUUAAAGCAUCAACGCAGCGCCGGAGGCUCGUGAUGUCACGGCCACACGGCCACAACCCCUCAAUGCAACCCCCAUAGACGUCACGAGCAGGGCGUGAUCAUGGUGUCACGAGCCUCCGCCCCGCAUCGCCAGUCAUCCGACAUGGAGCGAAGUUUGCUCUGUGCACUGGAUGUCUGGGAUGCCACAGCCAAGAUGGCAGGACCCCCGGGAUCAGACAUCUUAUCCUCUAUCCUUUACACCUUUACUCAUUAACCUGUUAUGACCUUAAUGACCAAAGCUUUUUUUUUUUAUGUGUCUCUUUAUGUGGUAAUAACUUUGGAACGCUUUUACUUAUCAACGCAAUUCCGAGAAUGUUUUUCAUGUCAUAUUGUACUUCAUUUAAGUGUAAAAAAAAAGUAGUACAUUUGAAUAAAUUGGCAAAAAAUAACAA
This is a messenger RNA of Hyla sarda, 2249 nucleotides long. RefSeq names its product caspase-1-A-like. NCBI's taxonomy places the organism in Eukaryota, Metazoa, Chordata, Amphibia, Anura, Hylidae. The record is from RefSeq and is a predicted model, not a curated record. Bases 454 to 1539 code for a protein of 361 amino acids. Gene Ontology annotation, biological process: proteolysis; regulation of apoptotic process. The transcript is spliced from 11 exons. Gene Ontology annotation, molecular function: cysteine-type endopeptidase activity.